GCACAUGCGCACCGCGGCCGGCCGCGCACCGUAAGGAGUGGCACUUUUAAAAGUGCAGCCGGAGGCUCGCCCGCAGCCACCAGAACGUCUGUCCUGCGCCGGGUCCGCCCGUCCCAGCCGCGCGCCCCGGUCCUGCACCAGUCCGGCCCAGGCCAGUCUAGCCCGCACCAUGCCGGUCAAAGGAGGCACCAAGUGCAUCAAAUACUUGCUCUUCGGAUUUAACUUCAUCUUCUGGCUUGCGGGGAUUGCAGUCCUUGCCAUUGGACUAUGGCUCCGAUUCGACUCUCAGACCAAGAGCAUCUUCGAGCAAGAAACUAACAAUAACAAUUCCAGCUUCUACACAGGAGUUUAUAUCCUGAUCGGAGCCGGCGCCCUCAUGAUGCUGGUGGGCUUCCUGGGCUGCUGCGGCGCUGUGCAGGAGUCCCAGUGCAUGCUGGGCUUGUUCUUCGGCUUCCUCUUGGUGAUAUUUGCCAUCGAGAUAGCUGCGGCCGUCUGGGGAUAUUCCCACAAAGACGAGGUGAUUAAGGACAUCCAGGAAAUGUACGAGGACACCUACAACAAGCUGAAAUCCAAGGAAGGGCCCCAGCGGGAGACGCUGAAAGCCAUCCACUACGCGUUGAACUGCUGCGGUUUGGCUGGGGGUGUGGAGCAGUUUAUCUCGGACAUCUGCCCCAAAAAGGACAUCCUCGACAGCCUCACCGUGAAGCCCUGCCCGGCGGCCAUCAGAGAUGUCUUCGAGAACAAGUUCCACAUCAUCGGCGCGGUGGGCAUCGGCAUUGCCGUGGUGAUGAUCUUUGGCAUGAUCUUCAGCAUGAUCCUGUGCUGUGCUAUCCGCAGAAGCCGAGAGAUGGUCUAGAGUCAGCCUACGUGCCUGAGCAGGAAAGUUUACCCCAGAAGACUGUUGGGUUUUUUUGGAUUUUUGCCACUAACUUUAGUAUUCAUUCUGCAUUUCUAAACCAAAAAAGUUAUUAUAUGUUUGUCUUUUAAUGCUUCAUUCGAUAAUUGAUAUUUGUAGCUGAGGGGGUCUGGUUUGCUUUUGGUUUAUAUGUUUUGGUUGUUUGUUUUUGCUUGUUAUGUUAAGCAGCAGCCCUGCAAUGAAAGGUACUAUAUUUGCUAGACUCUAGACAAAAGAUACUGUACAUAAAGAGAAUUUUUUUCUUUAAAUAGAUAAAAAUGUCUAUCAAAUUUAAUCAGGUUGUAACUUAUAUUGAAGACAAUUUGAUACAUAAUAAAAGAUACGACAAUAUCCUG
This is a messenger RNA of Microcebus murinus (gray mouse lemur), 1251 nucleotides long. It is a transcript of the gene CD9, whose product is annotated as CD9 molecule. Gene Ontology annotation, cellular component: plasma membrane. The record is from RefSeq and is a predicted model, not a curated record. NCBI's taxonomy places the organism in Eukaryota, Metazoa, Chordata, Mammalia, Primates, Cheirogaleidae.